Messenger RNA from Symbiodinium sp. CCMP2592, 3864 nucleotides. NCBI's taxonomy places the organism in Eukaryota, Dinophyceae, Suessiales, Symbiodiniaceae. The record is from the annotation of a GenBank genome assembly.
AUGGACAUGGACUCCGAUGACUCCGAACUGCUUGAACCUCCUGCAACUCUAGACUCACCGCCAGAUGGCUUGGAGAGCGAAUUCCCUGAACUCUUUGCCUCCUCAGCCGAUGAAGCAGCACCUUCGGAGAUUGUUACAGAGGCCGAUCAGACAGGAACACGGGCACCUGGAACACCGAUUGGAGCCCUGCUUCGCACUAUCCCGCGGCCUCGCGCAGAUUCUGAUGAACCCACGGGCCUACCUCCUCCUCCUGCUCCUGUUCUGCUGGCAGGCUACGGCAAUGGCACACCAGUGGAGGCCUUUCGAACACCACCGCCUCACAUUAUGCACCAGCCUCCUGCACGACCAGAAGCCGGCACUCGACACAGACCUCGCCAUGUAGCUAGGCCGAGCCUGGCCCCUCACUUGAGGGGACCGAGCAUAGCCCCGCACUUGAGAGUGGAGACACCAAGCUCUAGCUCUGCUACCAAUGCUGUGGGGCCGACCUCACACAUGAUGACGGAUGCUGAGCAGGCCCACAGUGAUGAGGCAACAGGUGGAGCAGACACGGAGUUGCUGACCGUCGAGAUGAGCCCAACAAGACACCCCGCUCAGGGGACUUUCGCCAGCUCCUCCGCCCUGCAGGACAGCCGCUUAUCGGAGCAAGCAGAUGCCCAGGCUGGACCUCUCCCACCUCGACGCAGCCAGGCAUGUGCGAAAAUGCUAAUUAGAGCGGGAUACCGCUGCUGCCACUGCUACGCCAUACGUGCAGCUUGUACAUGCUCAACCGGCUUCGGCAAAAUCGACACCCAGCCGAAAAACCAGGAUCCGACUAGAGCUGAUGACCACAGCGACGUCACCAGAUCCGCCUCCAUUCUCCCUGGACGCCUCUUCCAAGUCCGCUUGGACACUGAGCCGGCGGUUACCCUGGUGGCGACGUACCAAACAGUCUGGGCUGAUGGCUCCAAACAGGAGGACUGCAUGGCACAACGAGAACUCUUCUGGACAAACUUCGAAGCUGUCCUCAAGAGUGUUACUCAAGCGCUCCGCAACGAUCCAGCUUUAGCCAGCCGAGUCUACAGACUGUACCUGGCGGCUCUCCGAGAGGACUCUCUUCCCGAAGGCCUUACAAACAUGUUUGCGGACGACUUCUUUGGCAGUUGGACAUACAGGAGCCCAGACGCCUUCCGUGCAGCUAUCCGCUCCAUAGGCACAUUAGUCCACACUCUGAAACGAGUCGGCCUUGAAUUGAGCUUGGAAAAGACGGUACUGCUAAUGGCCUCAACAGGCACCAGUGUCUCCUCCGUUGUCGGAGGUUACCGAGUCUACAAGGAGGGAGCCACCUAUCUUCAGAUACCAGUCGGGCAAUCAAGAGUCCUCUUCAAAGUGGUCAGCUCGCAUAAAUACUUGGGAGCGCGCCUCUCCUACCAGGGGUUCGAACUCCUGAACCUGAAACACCGCUUAGCUACUGCAUGGGGUAGCUUCUGGCGCCUUCACUCUAUCCUCAUUAGCCGGGCACUGCCACUGCACACCCGGACUAGGUUAUGGAUGGCUUGUGUCUUCAGCGUUCUUCGUUACUCCCUCCACCAUGUAGGCCUUCCAAAGACAGGCCCCCUCCUCAUUCGACAGGCGGUCCACCGACAGCUCCGAAUGAUCGCACGGUCCCCGGCGCACCUCUGGCACGUGCCCUCCAGUGACAUUUUGGUAAGACUCGGGGUCGAGGAUCCUUGGGUGCUGCUCAGUAAGCAAUUUCCAGGAGCUCGAUCCACACAAGCUCCUAUGCACCAGACGCCUCAGCAUCAGCUGUGGAGUCACAAACUCGCUGCCUCCUUCUCCCUGCAACCCCUCGCCACCGAGCCUCCCACUAGCCCCGGCAACUCAGGAUCACAGAUCUCCCUCCCGGCGAGAAGGAUCACCUCUACUGACCAGGACAUCCUGCACUGUGCCAGUGAGCGACGCGUGCAUGCCUAUCGGCAGAUCCUCCGAAGCAACAGCUCAGCCAGAGACGAAGAUCAGCUGGGCUCUGCAUAUGCCGACACUGUGGCAGGGAGUGUGCCAGAUGGGGGUUUGGCCCUCAGCUCGCCCUGCCGAUACUGCGGACUUCGCUUCAAAGGGGAUCAGGCCAAGCAUGCUUCGGAGUGUGCUAUGAUAGUCUGGGUCAAGUUCCUCCAGCUUCUGCUGAAUCCUGAAGCCUUGCCCCUUCCUCGCGAGGGGGUCACGAGAGAGGAGUUAGAGGAAGCGGCAGCGGAACUGACCCACCUCCAGACAAUGGCAAUACAAGGCAGGAGACUCUUCGAGCCCCUCCAGUUCUCAGCACCCAGCCAGGCCGCGAUGCCCCUCCCUCUUCCCACUCCUCCGCACUCGGAGGUUCCGGGGGCACAUCCUCCGACAGGCCCCUCCAUUCAGGGUCUCCCCAGUCUCGGAUCACAGCACGAGGAGACGGACCAACCCUCCAAGUACUCCAGGCCGAACGACAAAGGGCAGGGAGGGAAGGGCCCAAGGAAUGCUCAGCAACCUGCUCGACGACACUUCCCAUCGCGAGCCUCGCAGCCCUCUCAUCCGGGUCCCAGCUCAGCAAGCAGCCCACCCUCCAAGACUAUGGUUUCCUCCAACCUCGUCCUGCAGAUCGCACAGUUGGUGCUGAGGCAUGCCGACGCGAUCAACGCCCUCGAACAAUCCACCACAUGGAUCAUGUUUCAAGGAACGGCGCCCCCCCUCACGGCGGUGGACCUGCAAGCUGCCAUAGCCACGGAAUGGCAUCAGCUCAAAGACAACAACCCUUCGGCAGUGACACAGCCGUUGAGAGUCAUCUUGUGGCAGACCUGGGCCUCGGAGUUGGUGAAAAGGCUUCAGCUCCUGACUACGGAUCAGGAGCGCCGUCAGGAGGCAGUGAAACUCCAGAUAUUGUCGGAGCCGGACUGUUUCAAGUAUGUCAAGUGGAACUCGACCCAGAGACGCCUGGAACCCAUCGAAAGCAUAGCGCCACUGACCUUGUCGGAGAUAGUGGGCAUGCUUCAAGAGACGAUCGUGCUGUGCAAGGAGGACGGCGUUCUCAUCAACUUUCAUCCGAUGAGACGCCUGACUCCCCAGAUGGCAGGCUCGGCAGUGUCGUUCUCUCUACAUCUAGGCCUCAGAGAAUCCCGUGCAUAUCGCUUCUGGACAAUCAUCGAAACCCUAGCUGGAAACUCCUCGCUCCAGCUAGUGGCGACGACGAUUCGUCGCGACAAGCGCGGCCGCUCGCCGCUGGCACAGGCGAUCGAGAAGGAGCUUCGCAAACAGCAGAAAUUACGCCACUGGCCGGACACGGGAAGGCAACAGGAUGCAGCUGAGUUCCUCAGUCACCUCAACCAGGCCUGUCAGUUUUCUGCCUUGCAAGGGACUUGGGCCAUUCUUCAGCAAGGUCAGCUAGUGGACUGCGGACAUGUAAGCCCUCUUCUCCUCAAUUGCGACCUGACGUCCCUCCCACGCACACAUGGGAUCAGCACCUUGCAAGCUGCUGUUCACGCCUGGCAUCGCCUCCCAGGCAAUCCAACCCUUGCCUCAGGUGUUACCUGCGCAGUGCUCCAGCUGAAUCGCUUCAGCUCUGAGAGUGGCCGAGUUAGGAAGACCCGAACCCCAAUAGCUCUGCCCAAAGAACUGAGAGUUCCUACGUGGCAACAUGAUUCAGUCGUGCAGGUUCGGUACGCCCUUAGCGCUGCUGUUAUUCACCUUGGGGGUUCUCCUAAGGAGGGCCACUACAGAACUCUCCUGUUCGACCAGGGUGGUAGUGUCAGAAUCACUGACGAUGGGACCCCCUCUACUCCACCUAGUAGGGAUCUGGCUAGGGUUACACAGGAGAAUGUCUAUCUCAUCGUGAUUCGACCUGUCAUCGACCCACCCCCAUAA